AUAGAUACUAGUAAAAUGCAGUCGCGUUGGUUUAUACAUAUACUUAAUCAAUAGAUGGCAUUGCAAGGAGCAUUCCGGUUUUAUGGGAGGUGGGAGCGUCACUUCCUUGGCUAUAAUAAAGAGUUCUGAUGUAGGCUUGUACAGCAAGAGGAAGAGUCUGUAUGCAGAAGCACCAUUUUCUGGGGAUAUAUAAAGGGUCAAGUCAACGAAGAGCAGAACAAGCUUGAGACACUCGCUUCUUCCCGUCAACUGCAGCCUGCUCUCACAACCUCACUAUGUCUUGCCAAAACUACUGCUCUGGAAACUCCUGCUCAGGAUCUCUCAGAACCUCCUGCCAUAUUCCUCUCACCUCCGUUGCCCUCUGCCCUACCAACGUGAGCUGUGGAGAUGUCCUCUGCUUACCCACUAGCUGUCAAGACUAUACCUGGCUCACAGACAACUGCCAGGAGACCUGCGGUGAACCAGCCAGCUGCCAGCCAGCCCACUGUGAGACCGGCAACCUUGAAACCUCUUGCCGUCCUUCCACUGCUUACUAUGUGCCCAGAUCCUGCCAAGGAACCAGUUUUCUUCCUGCUUCUUCUUUCAUCUCCAGCUCCUGCCUUCCAGUAUCCUGUAGACCGCAGAACUAUGUGUCCAGCAGCUGUCGUCCACUGAGGCCACUGAUCAGUAGUUGCCAGCCCAUAGGAAGCUGUGUGCCUGGUGGCUAUCGUCCCCAGUACUCCUUUUCCAACAGCUGCCAGCCCUCCAACCUCCUCACUUCUGGAUGCCGACCCUCCGGUUGCUUAGCCUAUGGUCCUCAAACCUUUCACGUUGUGUCCAGCAGCCUCAGACCUCUGGGGCCUCUGUUCAGUGGUUGCCAACCUCUGAGCCAUGCGUUCGGCACGUGUCGUCCAUCUUGCUCUGCACUGUGAAACCAAUAGCUUCUUUGUUCCAGUGUGUAAUCACUCUGAGGACCCAAAACAAAAAUUCACUCUGGGGACUUUUGCUUCUUCGCUAGUAGUAACUGAUGUUUCUUACUUUUACUGUUAGUGAUCUAAUGCAACCUGCUUCUCUUACAUGUUUUAUCUUGUUUUCAUCUUUCCUUGACAUCAAAAAAAUUGGCUUACAAUGCGAUUCAGUGUUGCUCUGGUGUGGGAAGAAUGUAUUUGAUUUACGCUAGAAUAAAUGCAAUUAAGUCCGAAUUAA
This is a messenger RNA of Saimiri boliviensis boliviensis (Bolivian squirrel monkey), 1185 nucleotides long. RefSeq names its product keratin-associated protein 26-1. Gene Ontology annotation, cellular component: keratin filament. The record is from RefSeq and is a predicted model, not a curated record. NCBI's taxonomy places the organism in Eukaryota, Metazoa, Chordata, Mammalia, Primates, Cebidae. Gene Ontology annotation, molecular function: structural molecule activity.